AUGACUGAUCUCAUGGCAGCAACGGGUCUUGGAAUUCCAAGUUCCGAAUGGCUACCUGAAAUAAUCCAUAUUUCACCACUACAAUUCUCCUCAUCAACUUCAAACUUUAGAAUCAAUGACACAAUCGAAACACUGGUCUACCGGUUGUUUAUUGAUUAUUGGUCAAGUGAAAUAUCUUAUGAACGAUAUUAUAAUGCAUGUGCACCAACACAUUGUACUUAUUUGUAUGAAAAACGUUUGGAUGUUCUUUAUGCAGUCACAAUUUUCUUGACUGUUAUCAAUGGACUUUUACUUGGACUUCGUUUUGUUGUUCCAAUUUUCGUUCGACUGGUAUACAAAUUACGAAAUCGUCUUUGCGGUUAUCAUGAAUGA
This is a messenger RNA of Rotaria sp. Silwood1, 372 nucleotides long. Lineage: Eukaryota; Metazoa; Rotifera; Eurotatoria; Philodinida; Philodinidae. The record is from the annotation of a GenBank genome assembly.